Dichomitus squalens LYAD-421 SS1 is the source of this 4878-nucleotide messenger RNA. RefSeq lists its product as uncharacterized. The transcript is spliced from 17 exons. Gene Ontology annotation, cellular component: MOZ/MORF histone acetyltransferase complex. The coding region runs from base 1 to 4779 and encodes 1592 amino acids. The record is from RefSeq and is a predicted model, not a curated record. Gene Ontology annotation, biological process: regulation of transcription by RNA polymerase II. Gene Ontology annotation, molecular function: protein binding. Lineage: Eukaryota; Fungi; Basidiomycota; Agaricomycetes; Polyporales; Polyporaceae.
AUGGCGCGCGGAGUGGCCUCGCCCGCGCCAAACCCGCUGCCAAAAGUCUCUUUCGUGAGGGUGAACGACGAGAUCAGCCGUCAAACAACCGGAGUCGCUGAUCAAAUUGCGCGGUCCUAUGGAUACAAUGGCCCGUCCAUGUUUCAGCAGGAGAAGCACUACAUCCGGUACAUUGAACCACUGGAGAGCGAUUUGGCAGUCCAGGUUGAGUAUGACAUGGACGAGCAAGACCAAGAAUGGGUUGAUGCGCUCAACGCAGAACGGAAGGCACAGCAUCUGGACAAAAUCACCUACGAGACUUUUGAGAUUGUCAUGGAUAGGCUGGAGAAGGAAUGGUUUGACCUGACGAAGAACAUUCCCAAGACCGACAUCGCUCUGCCAUCCGAAGAUUCUACAUGUGCCAUCUGCGACGACUCUGAGGGGGAGAACGCGAAUGCUAUCGUGUUUUGUGACGGGUGCAACCUCGCCGUGCACCAAGAUUGCUAUGGUGUCCCCUAUAUCCCCGAGGGACAAUGGCUUUGCAGGAAAUGCACUGUCUCCCCGGAGAACCCGGUCUCUUGCAUCCUCUGUCCUAACGAAGGCGGGGCGUUCAAGCAAACCGUUUCCGGCGAUUGGGUCCACCUUCUCUGCGCUAUCUGGGUACCCGAAACAGCAGUGGCCAACGAAGUCUUCAUGGAGCCGAUCACGGGAGUAGAGAAGAUCUCGAAACAGCGCUGGAGACUGAGGUGUUCGAUAUGCGACGAGAAGCACGGCGCCUGCAUACAGUGCACCAAGCCGUCGUGCUUCACCGCAUUCCAUGCCACAUGCGCUAGGAAGGAGAAGCUCCUCAUGCCCAUGAAGGCAUCUCAGGGGUCGGAGGCGCCCGUUCUUGCUUGCUACUGCGAGAAGCACCUGCCGCCCGAGCAGCAGAAGGUUCGCGCGGCGGCACUCCAAAAUGAACCCGAUGACGGCGACGAGGUCGAUGGCCACACCCAGGCACCGAAGUCUAGCAAGAGCGCACGCGCAUACAACAAGACUUACAAACCGGGUCCUCCGCUCGUGCCGAAGAUAAUCGUGAACCGAAUAAUGCAAUACAUCUCUAGGAUACAUGUGCGGCACAAGCAGGAGUUCGUGCAUCUAGUCUGCCGGUACUGGAGCUUGAAACGGGAGGCGAGACGUGGUGCCCCUCUGCUGAAACGAUUGCACCUCGAGCCUUGGACCGCUUUGUCGGGCAGCAAGCAGCAGACAGAUCAAGAAAAGGCUGUGAAGCUUGAUUUGAUGAAGGUGCUCAGGAACGACCUCGAGAAACUGCAUACUAUCGCCGACCUCGUCCGUAGGCGCGAGCGCGUCAAGCAGGCUCAAGCUGAGGCCAUACAGGACGUCCUCCUGCAUUUCCUUUUCCCUCAUGAGGGUCCGCUCAGGCUGGCGUUUCAGAAAAUUACUGCACAUGAUCGCCAACACUCUUACUUCAAGACGCCAGUCAACAAGACGGAGGUUCCUGAUUACUACGACGUCAUCAAAAGUCCGAUGUGGUGGGACAAGAUAGAUCAGAAGCUGGACAGGCAUGAGUAUCUGGACCUGGCAGAGUUUAAGCGCGACAUCAACCUGGUGCUAGACAACGCGAUAACGUACAAUCAACCGGCCUCUGCCUACUACAAGACAGCCAUUCGAAUACGGAACGCCGCGCAGGCGCCGCUGGCGGAGCUGGACAAGCUCGUCCAUCACCCUGCUGGGACUGCGCCCGACGCCGAGCCUGUCGUCAAUGGGAAGAUCGAGGAGACCGAAGCUCAGUCCACCCAGCUUGAUGUUCCCAUGCCUCAGAUCGGCGACCUCGAGCCCCCUUUGGACAUCCUCGACCUUCUCAUGUCGGAAGAGUCGAUUCGUCAGGAUACAAACCUUAUCCUAACCACGACACCCAUCGAGUCCUUGCUCAACUUUGAACUGCCCCUCAUCCGACCUCCUGCCCCGCCUCCACCACCAGUCAAGAGACCCUCGUCCGAGUCUCCGCUGGAGCAGGAACGAAAACGCAGGCGGAUCGCGAAGGAGAAAGAGGAGAAGGAGAAGGAGAAGGAGAUUGAGAAGGAGAAGGAAACUGAGAAGGAGAAAGAGAGAGAGAGAGAGGAAGAAAAGGAAAGAGAGAAGGAGAAGGGCAAGAAGGGCAAGUAUGACAGAAGCGCAGCGCUCAAGCGCGCUCGCGAGGAACGGCAAGCGGCGCUCGAUGCCUCUCCAGGAUUCCGCUUGACUCGCACUCGUGCCGGGGCUGUGGCGGUAGCGGCGUUCGAAGGAGAGGCCGGUGGGACGUCAGAGACUCCGGACGGUGGCUCGGCCGCUGAAGAUCAGUUAUCUGUGGAGGCUUCCUCAAGUACCGCUCCUCCGGAUAAGCCGAAGAGGCAGAGGAAAUCGAUGGCACCGCCUGGGCAGGAUAUGCCUAUCACUGUGCAGGAUGUGGACAGCUGGCAGUCGUUCAAACUGUUUGAGCAGGGAUGGAUCUUGCCUGCAGAUCAUAAACGGCGUGGCAGGGCUACUGUUGAACGUCCGCCUCAGCCUCCAUCCAGGAAGAGAACGAAGACGAGUAAGUCACCGACGUCGGUUGACAUCACUAUCAAUGGUCUACUCAUCAGUUUCGACGACCAUGCAGGUCACAAAAAGACUCAUAAUGCCAAUGUCAGCAUGGAAUCGACAGACGGAGAAGUAACUCAUCCCUCUGCGGAGGAUGCUACCGCGGGCGAUGUUGCUCCGAAUAAUGCUGAUCCCGGAAGUUCUCGAGUUAACGGACCUGCACCGUCCGAUUCACAGGAUACCACGUCUGCAGAAGCGCUAAGGGCUCCUUCGUCCGAAGCUCCUACAAAGUUAUCUGAAAUCCCGAUACCUGCCCUGCCCGAACUGUCUGCAUCUCCAACCGCGGCCGAGGCCAUCCGACAACCGUCACCCAAACCUCCUUCACGAGCCCGUAGCAAGUCCCCAGCUUCUGCACCUCUGCAGCUGCCUGAAACAGUUCGCGACCCUCCAUCAUCUCCGCCGCCAUCAUCACCGUCACCAUCGCCGUUACCACCACACGAACAGCCUGAGCCGGAAACCAGUGCCGCCUCGCACGAUCAAGGUGUCCCGGAACCUUCAACAGUCGAAGCGCUCGGAGCGCCUCCCGAGGCGAUUGACGAGGAUAUCGAAAUUGACGUGGUCACGGUGAGCAGCCCAGCACCGGUCCUAGCGCAACCAGAGGCAAGCCUACCGCUAUCUACGGAAGCGUCUACCCUUCGCAGUGCCUCAGAUACUGGUCCGCAGUCUCCGUCUGUGCCCGAGGCGACACUGGAACCGAAACCUGAGACUGCGCCAGCCGCUGAGGCCACACAAGAGCCAAAGUCAGUGCCAGAGCCAAGCAUCAUCGAGUCGCCUGGUCGCAACGUACCGGAGACGGCAGGAGCUCAGCUUCAUGACAGUCGCCAGUCACUACAGGAAGCUCUAGAGCCUCCUGCGAAGCCUUUUGCGCCAGAGCCAGAUCCGGACGAAACGGAGGAUGAGUUUAUUGAUGGUUCAGAACCGCCCAAGCCGCCUCAACCCCUCGACAUGUCCCCACCGCCUGAACUGCGUAUGCGCCAAGAACUGAAAGCGGACCAGCCCGAUCGUAUGGAUGUCGACGAACCGCAGCACAUCGAGGUAGAAGGACCGAAGGGUUCGGAUGUCGAGCAACAGGUUCCCCUAGAACCUGUGUCCCCGGAAAUUGAUCUUGCAGAACCUACGUCUCUGGCACCCUCAUCCCCGACACAUCCAGCUCGACCUACGGCGGUGAUCGAGCAUCAGCUUCAAACAGCUGAUCAGUCUGAGUCCGAGACUCGUCCUGACGUCGACGUACCACAAGAAAAGGCACAAGCCCACGAGGAGACUACGACCGUUCCCGCUGAGGAGUCACAGCCGACACGACAGGAGGAGGAAGAGGACCGUCGUCCACGUAAGAUCAUCUGGAUUGACGUUCUUGACACCCCGGCCAUUCGUCGCGAGAAGGCCAAGCAGAAGAAGCUGGAAAAGGAAGCUCGCAAGCGCAGAGGAGUAGAGGCGUUCGUUCCCGCGCAGCCUAUCGCGGGACCUUCGCGUUUGGCGAAAGCCUUCGAUGCAGACGCGAUGGACGUGGAUUCGGAUUUAACAGACCUGACAGAUCUUGAUUCGGACGCGACAGAGGACGAUGAAUCUGUGCCUAGACCUGCAUCUUCUGCCCGUCCGAAACCUGCUGCGCCGGCUCAAAAGGACGAACCUCGGGAGCCCGGUAUGAUUGUAUUGGGAGAGGACGAAAAGGUUGAAGGUGGAACAUUAGUAUGGGCGAAGACUGGCUCGUUCCCCUACUGGCCUGCGGUCGUCUUCGAGGAGGACGACCCCGAGGUGCCCCCAAACGUCCUCGCCAUCGCUCCGGAUAUUCGCGACAACGGUAUUGCGCUCGUGCGGUUCUAUGAGAAAAAAUCGAAGAGCAAUUGGUCUUGGGUGAAAGUCAAGAACAUGCGGUACCUCGGAGAAGAUGAUGGCCUUGAUGCGGCAAUGCUCGCACCUACCAGUCGCUAUCAGAAGUGGCGAAGCGCCGCCAAGCGUGCGGAAUGCAGGGACGCGUUUCAGGACGCUCUCGCGGAGAUGGAAGGAGAGGACGAAACGCAGGCCAACAUUCUCAUCGGUGCCGGAGCUGCUGUAUCUUCUACCGGUCAGCCUCAGCCUCCUAUAUCAAACACGAGUGGAAGAAUGCCACCCCUCACCGAAGAGCCGAAUGCCACCAUUGAAGCUGCAAUGGGCGCCGACAGCCCUAUGACCGAAGUGGAGUAGACCCUGGAGACGGUUAGUCUAAUAGGUUGUAUGUUGUUAUGUUUAUUUUCAUGUUGUAUGCUCCCAAGUCUCCAGUCAGACCUAAUCGUGAACAUCUUC